GGGAAGUAAAUCACCAGUUACGUCAGUUAUCUUGCUCCGAUCGCUUUGUGCAUGGGGUAUACUAAAGAUGAAUGAAACGGGCACCUGCUGUGCAAAUUUGCCAUUUUUUAAAGGAGAUUUUAAAAGUUGUCUUCAACGCAGCCCUCGUUCACCACCAAUCGUAACUACUCGGCUAUUUCCGUAACCGCCAAUUUUGUCUUACUGUUUAUAAACAAAUAAUGGCGGAAGACGAAGGGAGAGAAAAGAAAUCGAAGAAAAGAGGAGGGAGAGUGGCCAUUCUAACGCCGUCAGAAAAGAAAAGAAGGAAAAAAGAGUAUAACAAGAAACUGGCAGCAAGUAGGAUUUACAUCGGAGGGGCAAUUGAGAGGUGGAAAAGUCUUCGAGAACAGACGGAAGCACAGUCGGACGAAGAAAUGGCGAAAAUCUUGCUGGAACGAUUUGAAAAUGUAGGAGCAUUUAAGGAGGUGCAGAGAGCGCACACCUCCAUAGCCAUGAAAAAUUCAACUUCAGUAGCUUCAUCCAUCAAAGUUAGAUCAAAAACAAAAAAACGUGACAGCACACCAGGCAUUUCAGAAAUCUCAGCUAGAUCUGAACAAGAACCUAUGUCAGGAGUUCAGGAGGUGCAAGUUUCCGGUCCUGAAGAUACAGGCUUGUCCACUGACACCUCAAUGCAGGACUCGGAUGGGGAUACAACAGAGAAUGAGGAGGCGGAUAAUCCGAGAGGUUUUGAUGCUGUCGCUAUACAACCAAACUAUGUGAACAGUGUGGCAGAAAAUGUCGUAUAUGAAGAGGCUGAGUUUGGUUUUGAGUUGCCUGACAACGAUGGUCAGCUAGAAGGUCCGGAGAUUGAGAUGGAAGUUCUUCCCGGCAUCCACAGAGUGUCAACAGAGGAAGAAUGCAGUGAAUUGACAACUGCUACAAAGUGUAUUGCAUUUGUCAGUCAGAUAAAGGAGUUGACAAAGAUCUGUGUGCCACAGUGCAAAGAACAUUUCUGCAGAAAACCCACACAGAUAGAGGAGUCUUUUUUUGGAUCAGUGCUGUACUUGAAAUGGAUCUGUGAAGAAGGCCAUGUAAGUCGCCACUGGUGUUCACAGCCUCAGUUAAACCCGCGACUACAUAGUGGAGACUUCUUAAUUUGUGGUUCCAUCCUGACCUCUGGAAAUAAAUACAGGAAAAUGGCAUUGUGGGCAGAAAUGUUAAAACUGAAAUUUCCAUCUGCAGACCAGUUUCACAGGAUUUGCAGGACAUAUAUUAUUCCAACCAUAGACAAUUUCAGGAGUGGUCACCAGAAAGAACUCUUGAAUAACUGCAAGGACAGAGAUGUUGUAGUUUUAGGUAAGCCAUUUCAAUUGACAUUCAUUUCUACAAGAAUAAGGUUAUACCUAUGUGUACCUGUGUUUACAAGCACUUUGGCUUGUGCCCUUCUUCAGGAGACGGCAGAAAUCAUUCUCCAGUCCACUGAGAACAGUACUGCACCUUGGCUGACAGUGAAGAAAAAUCCCAACCAACCCUAGACAAAAAGAUGACUGAUUAGAAAUCUGUCAGGAUGAUAAAGGCAGGGAUUCUACUUGCAGUCAGGGACCUCCAGGAAGAAGAUAUAAAAGUAUCACAGGGGGGAGAAAAUGCAAUGGACCAGGCCAAGAUUCAAACUUGGGCCCCCUGAAUCUUUUGUCAGGUGCUCUACCAACUGAGCUUUCUGGCCACCGACAGUAAACCCGUCUGACCACCACAUUGAUCCCUCCUGACCUUGAAGACAUCAACUCGGAUCUUCAUCCCCUGGUAGACAUUUUUAUCUGUCAGCUCCAGGGACCCAGGGCACCAAACGUAACAGGAAAGGAGAAAAUAUAACGGACCAGACCAGGAUUAAAAUUUGGACCCCCUGAAUCUCUAGACAAGUGCUCUACCAACUGAACUAUUUGGCCACUGACAAUCAAACCCUUUAGACCACUACAAAGGUGACAGAGAUGGUGACAAAUGCACACAUGGGAAUUGGGUCAGUAAUGAAAUUGUUAAUUUCAGAGAAACAAUUCCCAAAUAUUCUUCAUUUCUAUCGUGUUUGACAUGUGGUGAAGAAUUUGGGGAAUAAGAUUUUGAAGAAUGGUCUCUGGAAACAUUUGGGGCAAUGGUAGAUUUUAAAACAAUCCAGCCUGAGGAACUCUCAAACAAACUUGGCAAAUUUUAUGCUGAGGCAAUGCUAAAACCUAACCAAAAGCGGUCGGCAAGUUUGAUGGGGCAAGCAACAGAGUAUCACAAAACUUCAUUCAAAUCUUUAAGAUCUGCAAUGAACCGUCACAUUCAGGAUAUAGGGAGAGAUUUCAACAUUGUUCGUGACCGACAAUUUAAAGUAUGUAAUAGUAUUUUGGAUGGAAAAUUAAAAAAAAAAUGUUCAAGAGGAUUUGGCUCGACCAACUAAACACAAAGAAGUUAUUCCGGCAACUGACUUGAAAAAAAUUUCCAUGUACCUCUAUGCAAGUCCUGUAUCUCUGCGUUUUCGAAUUUGGCUAAUUCUAUCUCUGCACUUCGUGAGUCAUGGUCUUGAGUUCCAUCAACAGUUGAAAAUGAAUUUGCUGGUCUUCUCCACUGAUGAAAACAGUUGCGAUUAUGUAACACUUUAUCACAACACAAAAGAAAAAACUGGCCGGACGGCAUCGAUGCUUUAGAAAAUUCUAAAGAAAGAAGAAUGUAUUCAAUUCCUUCAGCAAGUGAUAAAUGUCCCGUCAAAUCGCUGCGGUUAUAUAUAUGUCCAAAAUUCAACCUGAUGCCACCAGUCUAUUUGAUCGAUGUUCAAAAGUUGUACUUACUGAUCACAACACAGAAAAUAUUUGGUACACAAACAUCCCACUAAAACACUAUCAAUUUCCUCGUUUUAUGUCUGACAUUGCAAAACAUACACUGCUCACUGUCUCCGCGCCACCGCUAUCCAAGGAAUGAAUGAUACUGGAUUUGAAAUCCGCCACAUAAUGCAUAUGAGUGGACAAAAAAAUGAAGCAUCUGUAUGGAGCUAAUGCAUAUGAGUGGACACUAAAAUGAAGCAUCUGUCCGGAGCUACAACCGUGACUGUUCAACAACACAAAAGAAAUCAAUGAGCUAUGCUGUAUGGGGCAUAAUGAACCCUGCUUUGAAAACGGACAAUGCUGAACUCGUAUCAAGCGUGAACUCCAGCCAACUGAGCUGUGUAGACCUACCAGGAAAUAUGCCUAGUGUAUCUGGGCCUCUGUCACACAGUCACUUGUUUCAUACAUGGGUCCCGCCUCCUUAAUAAUACCACAAGCUACCUGGUGUUUAAGUGUGAAAAGAUGGUGUACUGGAGAGGUACUUCUACUGACCUAAAAUGCCUGAUGUCAUUGGAGCCUAUAGCUCAGUUUGAUGAGACUGAAAGUUGGAUUGAUUCUCAGUUGCACCAACUUCCACCUCACUUUCCAUGAUGUCAGGAGCUUUGUUGGGGAUAUUCAAUAUCUGAGCCAUGUCUGAAACAUGAACAUCCAUGAAUUAUCAAUGCUGUGUGCAUAUGUUUUGCACUUUUAAAUGAUUAAAAGUGUUUGUCAUUAAAUAUGUUUUUAAUAAAUAAGAUGUAAAGUGUCA
This is a messenger RNA of Ostrea edulis (European flat oyster), 3582 nucleotides long. RefSeq lists its product as uncharacterized. The transcript has 10 exons. Bases 219 to 1514 code for a protein of 431 amino acids. Lineage: Eukaryota; Metazoa; Mollusca; Bivalvia; Ostreida; Ostreidae. The record is from RefSeq and is a predicted model, not a curated record.